Molecule: messenger RNA, 2019 nt
Organism: Arthroderma uncinatum
Lineage: Eukaryota; Fungi; Ascomycota; Eurotiomycetes; Onygenales; Arthrodermataceae
Product: protein phosphatase
Exons: 2
Coding region: 1-2019 (672 amino acids)
Biological process (GO): dephosphorylation
Molecular function (GO): phosphatase activity
Source: RefSeq, a predicted model, not a curated record
AUGUGCUUCACUUUUCCAAAUGAGGCAAAAUCUAGAGAUGUGUAUGAGACAAUAAAGACAUGGACAUGCAAACUUGGAAGUAUCGAGAAACUGUAUGCGUUCAGUUUUCAGCCUCCUGCGGCAGAGCGUGCUUUGAAUGGAUGGGACAUAUACGAUCCUCGCAAGGAAUGGGCACGUCUCGGGGUUGGCAGGGCAGACCAUGAAUCCAACUGGAGAAUAUCCAGCGUCAAUAUCGAUUAUAAGUUUUCGCCAACGUACCCCGCGCUCCUCCCAGUGCCAGUUACUAUAUCCGAUAAUACGAUUAAUUAUGCUGGAAGAUACCGCUCAAGAGCACGGAUUCCGGUUCUGACCUAUCUUCACCCGGUCAACAACUGCUCCAUCACACGUUCAUCUCAACCUCUUGUUGGUGUGCGCGGUAACCGCAGCAUCCAGGAUGAAAAGCUCCUCGCUGCUAUAUUCUCGACUUCCCGCCAGGAUAGACCGUUAGCAAACGUUUCACCUCCUUGUCUAGAGACAGAGUCCUCAAACUCGAGCGCAGAAGAUCAGUUUGGUACCCAGUCUGACUUUGAAUUUUCGAACGCAGAGGAGUUAGAAGACGAGGUGAUAGCUGCUGCCCGAAAUGAGAGCAAGGAAUACAAAACGCAGGUAUAUGGAGCCCAGCAGAACAACUUGAUUGUCGAUGCUCGUCCAACCGUGAAUGCUCUUGCGAUGCAGGCGGUUGGGUUAGGAUCCGAAAACAUGGACAACUACAAAUUUGCUGCUAAAGCUUACUUGGGAAUUGACAACAUCCAUGUGAUGAGGGAGUCGCUUAAUAAAGUCAACGAGGCUCUCAAAGACUCCGAUAUCAGCCCAUUGCCGCCCAACCGUGAACAGCUUCUGAAAAGUGGGUGGUUGAAGUAUAUCGCCGUUAUUCUUGAUGGAGCCGCAUUGAUUGCACGUCAAGUCGGGCUGCAGCACUCCCAUGUUCUAAUCCACUGCUCUGAUGGAUGGGAUAGAACUGGCCAAUUAAGUGCAUUAAGUCAGUUGUGUCUGGACCCAUAUUACAGAACCUUGGAAGGAUUUAUGGUGCUCAUCGAAAAGGACUGGCUUGCAUUCGGCCAUAUGUUCCGCCAUAGAUCCGGUCACUUGAAUAGCGAUAAGUGGUUCCAGGUUGAAAAUGAUCGAGGCAGUGACUCUGCGAGGGGUGGUUUUGAGGGUGGGGUAGCAGGUAAGGCCCUUGAGAGUGCUCUCCUCAGCGCAAAAGGAUUCUUCAACCGUGAUAAUGUGAGCCGGGACUCGUUGGUAGAGCCCGAUGGCGACAAAGCUGAGCCUGAUGCUUCGAACUCCAAGAAGCCAACCCCCGCUCCAAAGUCGCCCGUCAGCGACCUUGAUAUGACGAAACCCAAAGAAACAAGCCCUGUCUUCCAUCAGUUCUUGGAUGCUACUUAUCAACUACUAUACCAACAUCCAACCCGCUUUGAAUUCAACGAACGUUUCCUUCGUCGGCUGCUCUAUCAUCUUUACUCUGGCCAGUACGGUACUUUCCUUUACAAUAGUGAAAAGGAGCGAGUCGACCGUGGGGCCAAGGAAAAGACUCGCAGUGUCUGGGACUACUUCCUGGCAAGGAGGGCUCAGUUUGUUAACCCAGAGUAUGACCCACUCAUCGACGACAACAAACGUGGCAGCGAACGGCUACUCUUCCCUCGCACAUACGAAGUGAGAUGGUGGGCUGAAGCAUUUGGACGCAACGAUUCUGAGAUGAACAAUCCACGCAUAUCGAGUACUGGUGUUUUAGUGGAGAGGGAUUGCCCGAGUGGAUCAAUGACCCCAAUGAUUGGGGUUGAAACUGCUGAGAGCUCUACCGGCCCUGUACAUCAGCAAUCAACCACAUCUCAACCCUCUACGGGCGGCCCUACAACCAGCAUUACCUCUCUUGCAGCCAGUCUCUCAAAUUUGGGUUUGCCCGUUGGGAGAGAAGGCGGUCCUGGAACACGCAGCCCUUCAAUCAAAGCUAAGGAAAUGGAGUUGGAGAUGAAGUAG